AUGGCAUACACAGAACAGCUAGACACGUUCGUGUCGAGGCUCAAAGAUAGCAGCGAUCUCAAGGAUUCCCAAGGAGUUCUUCUGGAACUUCUAGACAUGAUUGAGACGUUCAAUGGUGCUGCGGAGUACGAAUACUUUUUGUCCAAUUUGGUACCGAUUUUUAUGGAGAAAUUGGAUCAAGUUCCCAUCACUUUUGUGAGCCAGUCGCCAGAGCACAAGGUGAGAAACACCAUAUUGGAAAUCAUCCAUCGCUCAAUCAUGAACGAUACGUUUCAACCGUAUGCGGAACAAAUUCUCGAAACAUUGACAAAGAUUGUUGUUGAAGAAAACGAAGAAAACGGUGUAGUAUGUAUGAAGAUUAUCACCAGUCUUCACAAAGCAUUCAAGGCGACACUUUCAGGCAAAGUUGAGGGCUUCAUCACCGUCAUCAAUACCAUUUACGAUAACAUGCCCGAGACGGUUUCCACCAGAUUUGCUGCCAACAACUCUGAAGAAGCAUCAGAGAACGACCAGGCAAAGGAAAUGUCGCCUCCUUCUUUCAACGACGAAACUGCUCCACCCAAGGAACUUGCUAAUGCCAUGUACUCAUUCAAAACUUUGGCAGAGUGUCCCAUAACCAUGGUUUCUCUUUACUCUUCGUACAAGAGUUUAGUACAGACUUCGCUUCCCGAAUUUCUUCCUAAAACGAUUAGCAUUUUGGCACUCCAGGUUGAGCAACAGAAGCAGUUCCAUGAAGAAGCAGCAGACCAGAAUACCGUGGUGACAUCCGUCAGUCCUAACAUAACCAACAGACAGCUCUACAGUGACUUCAUUUUGGGACAGGUCAAGGCGGCUUCUUUCUUAGCAUACGUUUUUAUCAGAGGGUAUGCUAAUCAAUUUUUAGCACCAGAACAAGCAAACAGCGUCCCAGAAGUCAUAUUAAGAUUACUACAAGACUGCCCUGCUGAACUUUCUGUGGCCAGAAAAGAGCUUUUACACGCAACCCGGCACAUACUUUCCACCCCUUUCAGAUCCCACUUCAUUCCAAAGAUCGAGCUUCUUUUCAACGAACAGGUUUUGGUAGGUAGCGGCUUGACUUCCCACGAGACUCUUAGACCUUUAGCGUAUUCUACAGUUGCUGAUUUCAUUCACAACGUACGCAAUGAACUCACGCCAAAACAGAUAUGGUCUACUGUCAAGAUUUACUGCGAUCUUCUCAAAGACGACUCGCUUGCUUUGACGGUUCAAAUCAUGAGUGCCAAAUUACUUUUGAACUUGGUAGAGCGUAUCAUGAAAUUGCCCAAUAAACUUGAAGGCAGACAGCUAUUCAUGAUAAUCAUCGACUCUUACGCCAAAAGGUUUGAAAGCUUGAACAGGAAGCAUAACUUCAUUUUGGCAAAACACAAGGAGUUUGAGAAAAAGAAGAGUUUGAAGGAAAUCGAGUCGAAGAAGGCUAUCGAUAGAUACACCUCGAAAACAUCAGACGUUUUGGACAGAACUCCGGAAGCUGCAGAAACCUCAAAACCUCGUUCAAUAGCGGAAGAUUCUGAUGGAGACAUAGACAUGGAUUCAACCAACAUCACACCAGAGGAAAGACAGAUAGACAUAUUCACGUUAGAGGAGCUUUCACCUAUUGCGAUGACUUCAACCACAUCUACUUCAAACACAGACUUACUAAAGGAUGCAAGAUACCUUUUCCGAACAUUAAUGACCUUCCUUAAAUCAGGUUAUCUUUGGCUUAAAGAACUGUAA
Meyerozyma guilliermondii ATCC 6260 is the source of this 1731-nucleotide messenger RNA. RefSeq lists its product as uncharacterized. Gene Ontology annotation, cellular component: SAGA complex; NuA4 histone acetyltransferase complex; nucleus. Lineage: Eukaryota; Fungi; Ascomycota; Pichiomycetes; Serinales; Debaryomycetaceae. Gene Ontology annotation, biological process: DNA repair; regulation of DNA-templated transcription. The coding region runs from base 1 to 1731 and encodes 576 amino acids. Gene Ontology annotation, molecular function: transcription coregulator activity. The transcript has a single exon. The record is from RefSeq and is a predicted model, not a curated record.